CUCUCUCUAGACAAGAGAGAGAUGGGAAGGUUAUAAGAGUUGAGAAGAGAUCAGGAGAGGCAUCCAAAAGACAAGACAAGAGAGAAAGCUAGGUUUUUUCCAGACAGCUCUCUCUUGUUCUCUCUCUUUGUGUGUGGGGGUGUUAAUUUUCUCUCUCAUAUCUAGAGAGAGAAAGCUUUCUGUCUAUCUAGGCUUGCUUGCUUGCUUGCUUGUCCAUUGAUUAGAGGCCAAAAGAAACUUCCAUUGAUUAGAGUAGUAGCUGCCGGAUUCAUCUCUUCCAUUUGUUAUAUGUGCAAGGCAAAACGCCUCUCUCUCUCUCUCUCUCUCUCUCUCUCUCUCUCUCUCCCUCUCUCUCUAGCCAGCGUAGCGUAGCUCCACUUGUCCCUCUCCCUCUCCUCCCGCCAUAAAAACCACAGAGCCAGCCUCCCUCCCCACCUGCCUGCCUGCCUGCCACUCUCUUCCUCUCCCUCUCUCCACGCCUCUCUUUGCUUCGGCGACAUGCAAGCGUCGGCCAUGGAGCUCGUGCUCUUCCGGGAGGAGGGGGCCGUGGACGAUCGGCCGCAGCAGCACGGCGGUGCCGUCGUCAAGCGGAAGCGCACCAAGAGGCCGCGCCACCUGACGCCGCCGGCGGCCGCCAUGGCGUGCUCCUCCGCGUCCUCCUCUGAGAGCACCACCACCGAGGAGGAGGACAUGGCCCACUGCCUCAUCCUCCUCGCCCAGGGCGCGGCGCCGCCCGGAGUCGUCGUCGACUCGAGGCCGCCGCCCGCGACGGUGCCGCAGGAGGCCCGGCAGGGGGCGUCGUUGCUUCCUCCGCCCGGCCCUCUGCCGGCGCCGGCGGUGAUGUCGACGACCAAGACGGAGAGGUACACCAGCCGUAAGUACACGGAGGCGGCCACCACGGCGGACGGCGUCAGGGCUGGCUUCUACGUGUACGAGUGCAAGACGUGCAACAAGUGCUUCCCCACCUUCCAGGCCCUCGGCGGCCACCGCGCCAGCCACAAGAAGCCACGCCUCGCCGGAGCCGACGACGACACCGCCGCCAACGCCACCAGCGUCGCCAUCGCCAAGCUGUCCAAGCCACCGCCGACGAAGCCACCGCUGGUGCAGAUGACGACAGCGUCGCCACCACAGCCCCCGCCGCCUCAGGUCGACGCCGCGCCGGACGUGACCACCGUGCUGAGCCUCAACAACGGCGGCAGCGCCGUUUGCAACGCCGUCAACACCAACAGGCUCCGGGUGCACGAGUGCUCCAUAUGCGGGGCCGAGUUCGCCUCCGGGCAGGCGCUAGGCGGGCACAUGCGGCGCCACCGCCCGCUGCACGCGCCGGCCGAUCGCGUCACAACCACCACCGCUGCCGCGGUGACCGCGAUCACCGCGUCCACAACGAAGAAAGACAGCACCCCGGCCGGCAUCAACCUGGAGCUCGACCUCAACCUGCCGGCGCCGUCCGACGAGGAGUGCGUCUCACACCCGCCACCGCCACCACCACCAUCAUCGGCGCCACCGGUGGUGCUCGGCCUCGGGCCGUUCGACAGCGGCAAGAAACGGCUGAUGCUCACGGCCGCUUCCGCCGCGCUGGUGGAUUGCCAUUAUUGAUCGGCACGUCGCAUGCAGCUGGCUGGCCUGACGAAUUCUUUACUUUUCUUAACACCGAUUGAUUGUCCGAUCAUUCUUCUUCUUCCUCUUCUUCUUCUAUACAAAAUUACUUACAAAUUUGCUCCUUGGAACAUAUCAAGGAAACUGUAACAUACAAUUGAUUCUUUCAAUUCUUUGGCGUAAGGUUGACUAUAGGAAAUUAUUGACACUCACAUGUAUAUGUACCAUGUAAACACGAUUGAUCAUGUAUAUUGGUGCUGAAAUAUAUAAAUGGGAAUGAAAAAAAUUCCACUUUGUGACC
Molecule: messenger RNA, 1897 nt
Organism: Triticum aestivum (bread wheat)
Lineage: Eukaryota; Viridiplantae; Streptophyta; Magnoliopsida; Poales; Poaceae
Product: zinc finger protein ZAT5
Exons: 1
Coding region: 499-1596 (365 amino acids)
Source: RefSeq, a predicted model, not a curated record